GGCGCGGUGGUCUCCGUCGACGCGGGGGAGUCUGCUCGCCCGCCACCAGAGACCAACCCUGCCAGGACCGUGGACAUCUGCCCGCUAGCCACCGAGGACCUCUCCGACGGUACGGGAAGGAUGCCACGCAAGCCCAACCCCGCCAUGGAAGAGGAGCUGAAGGGCCAAAAGGUCUACCGAGAUUCGUCUUUCCGAUCGAGGACAUGUCUUCCCAUCCUGGCCGAGAAGCCCUGGGAGGCAGGGAUGCUGGGGACCACCGACGAGCUGGUCGAGGGCGUGCCGCUCUUCGGGGUCAUCCAGAAGCGCCAGGUCCGCGCCAUCUGGGACUGGAGGCGGGCCAACCUCCGCUGGCAGACGCCCAUGCACGGGCCCCUGGGCAGCUCCGCGACCCUGACCAACCUGGACCAUUCCAAUCUCGGCGAGACGGACGUGGUCUACACAGGGGAGGGCGAUAUCCCCGACAGGUUCGAGCGCUUCGAGACGCCGCCCGAUGUCUGGCUCUACUUUGUCUUGGAGGGGCUGCCCCUCCACGAGUUCUUCGACUACAUGAGGCCGAAGGCUCUCACGGCGCGCAGGCUCGGGGCGGACUCCGGGGGUGCGCGCCUGGUCUACGGGGCUCCGACGCACCAGUUGAUCGGGCCCGUCGAGUUCGAGUCAGAGAGCUGGGCGUACAUGGACGACUACGUGGUCGUGGCCUCGUACGCCAGCGGGCGGCAGCCAGUGAGCGAGGUCGUGAGGCCGACCUUACACUGUCUCGGCCAACAUCGAUCGCACGUGUGGCCUGGCUCUGGCGGCGCUGGGGCUGGCGGUGCGGACAUGCUGGACCCCAGAGCCACCGUGAAGCUGUGGGCGUGGGCGGCCAUCUCGCAGCGCAUGGGCCUCGCCAUCCGCGACCGUGUCUUCCGCGAGAUGAGGCGCCCAGAGACCGCCAGGACGCCGUUCUGCCUACCAGACGCGGCGCGGUGGGGGCUGGCGACGAUGGCCUACUGCGCCACGCUCAGGCACACGGAUCUCGAGGCGCCCUGGCUCUCGCAGGUGUCUAUGACGGGUAUGACGGACUCCAAGGACAAUGGCCACGGGGUUGCAGUCACCGAGGCCUCGCUGGAGGAGAUCAGGACGGCUACUACGGGCUACACCGGGAUGAGAGGGUGGACGAUCGCCACCGACGCCUGGGUCCCCCACGUUGGGGGGUGUACCUACGACGUGGACGAGCUCGACGAUGCGUCGGCUACACCUCCGCCGCGGGUCAGUCGGAGGGUCAACCAGGCGCUCUACCUCUUCGCGGGCAGGCGCCGGGAGGGGGACCUGGAGGAGGCCAUCUACGCGCGUGCGGAGUGCGACGGCUACGAGAUCCAGGUCUGGUCCAUCGACUCGGUGAUCGAGCCGAAGCACGACCGCCCCAACGACGAGCUGGUCAGCGCGAUUCUGGGCCAGACGCGCGACGGGCACUUCCACGCAGUGAUUGCCCCGCCGCCAUGUUCCACCUGGAGUCGAGCGUGCUUCCUGAAAGAGAGGCCCAGGCACCCGCGGACGCGCCUCGAGCCUUGGGGGCGGAGCGACAUACUACUCGCCACCUUCGAGCACCUCCGCCUGGACCUUGGGUCGCGCCUCCUGCUCACGGCCAUGCAGGCGGUCCGCGAGGUCUGCCGAACUGGUGGCCUGUGCGUGACGGAUCACCCCGCGGACCCAGAGGAGGACCUGUACACGUCCAUCGGGAACCCCCCCGAGAUGGCCUGCCUCUGCGAGGGGGCGGGCGGCCAGAUCCAUCAGAUCGACCAGGGCCGCUACGGAGCUUCGCCGAUGGAGUCGACCAUGAAGGGCAUCUUCGGGGUCUACGACGACGCACUGGACCUCGCCGUGGGCCGUCUCCGCCCGAGAGGCAACCACCGAGGGAGGCAUCCAGCGAUACUCGAGGGGCGAGUGGAGCGGGGCCGCCCCGACAUCUGCACCGCCUCCGCCCAGGCUUGCCAGCCCCCGCGGUGCGCCGCGCGAGGGAGGGCGAUCCUCGAGGCGUUGGCCCGCAUGACGAAGGAGAUAAAGGGCCCCGAUCCAGCGUGCUCGUGGGCCUCUCCAGCUAC
This is a messenger RNA of Prorocentrum cordatum, 2078 nucleotides long. Lineage: Eukaryota; Dinophyceae; Prorocentrales; Prorocentraceae. The record is from the annotation of a GenBank genome assembly.